AUGCUCAGGAUGACACAGACGAGUACAGUAUUGAGCAUUUUCAUCUUGUUUCUUCACACCACUUUUGGGGAAAGUGGUUGCACAUCAGCAGAUGGUGAUGGGACUUUUGGAGAUGACGAACCAGACAAUUUUGACAUCGACUGCUUCAGCCAGCUGGAAUUUAGGGAUUCCUAUAGCAGCCUGACCUGCAAUUUUACCGAGCCGCCUCCUCACAACACUAACUAUACCCUGGCCCUGUGUACCAAGGAAGACAGCAAUUACGUGUGCUUCAAUAUGGAGAAACAGGAAGAUGCAUAUUUCUUACAAUUCACUGAUAUACUCUCGAAUAAAGACAUUUGCAUGGACUCUGAGAUGAAGAAAAGGGUCUGCAGGAGUCUGGUUGUAACUGACAUUGUUAAGCCUGAAGUACCAUUUGAUAUAAACAUCACAUACCAAAAGGAGGCAAAUGAGUAUCUUAUUCAUUACAGUACACCACACUCAUGGAAGAAAUACUUAAAGGACAAAUUAAUACACCAAAUAGCCUAUCGGCAGGAAGAAGGUACUUGGAAAACAAUAGAGUCGCCAUACCUUCAGGUAAAAUUACUGGGGAAAAACCUUGAAAAUGAUGCAUCGUAUGAGGUGAAAGUACGUUCGCAGCCCAACGGAGAUUAUUUUAAGGGCAUGUGGAGCGAAUGGAGCACUUCCAAGAGCUUCAGGACCACAAGGGAGCAGCACUCCACAGAGAGCUCUAGCAGCGUGGUCGUGGUUAUAUUCUCCAUCCUGGGAUUCAUGUUGUCUAUUGUCAUGAUUGUCCUGAUCGUAACUUUUUGGGAAAACAGGAUCAAGCCUGCUGUGUGGCCAAACCUUCCUGAUCAUAAAAAAACGCUGGAACAACUAUGCAAGAAGCCAAAAAAUAAUUUUGAUAUAAGCUUCAACCCAGAGAGUUUUGGUUACGUUCAUAUCCAUAAAGUGGAUGGCAUUCGAGCAAAAGCUGAACUGGAAAAUUUUCUGCAGCCGUCAACUGCUCCAGAGACAAACAUUCCAGAAAAAUUUAGGAGUGGAUCAGAUCAGAAGAUGAUCCCUGCGAUGACAGACAAAAGCAAGCUAAACCUUCCUGUGACUUACGGAGGAAUCUGGCCAGCUGAAGCCCUGCACAGACUCCUGGGCACCAGCCAGCUUGCAGUCACCGAAGGAAACUGCAGCUCCAGCACCUACGAGGUGUGCCACAGCAAUGGGGUGCCCCUGUGCGAUGACGCUUUCAACCUUUCUUCUGCUCCUCCCCCGGAUCCCUCUCACCAGCCCAGACCAGAGCCCCUAAAUGGUGACACUGCAUCCCAGAUGCUGCCUACCAGUGAAAUGAGGUCACCGAACAACGAAGAAGCCUAUGUCACAAUGUCUAGCUUCUACAAAAUUCAGUAA
Aptenodytes forsteri (emperor penguin) is the source of this 1398-nucleotide messenger RNA. RefSeq names its product interleukin 7 receptor (gene IL7R). Bases 1 to 1398 code for a protein of 465 amino acids. Gene Ontology annotation, molecular function: cytokine receptor activity; protein binding. The transcript is spliced from 8 exons. The record is from RefSeq and is a predicted model, not a curated record. NCBI's taxonomy places the organism in Eukaryota, Metazoa, Chordata, Aves, Sphenisciformes, Spheniscidae. Gene Ontology annotation, cellular component: membrane; external side of plasma membrane. Gene Ontology annotation, biological process: cytokine-mediated signaling pathway; hemopoiesis; positive regulation of receptor signaling pathway via JAK-STAT.